UUGCAAUAUUGCUUCCAAUCUCGACAAGACAGACGGUUGCGUGCAAUAAUCUAUCACAUUGUCCAAUGCCGAGCUCUCCCCUUUCCCACCUUGUUUGUUCUGUCGUGAGACCCCUUUAGGCUUAAGGGGGGGUUUUUUUUCCCUCUCUCAUCUCUUUAUUGUUUGGUACUUCGAGUCUGCCAACUCAAACAAAAAAAGGGCCGUCAUCCUCAGCAGGUCUUGCUCAAUUCAUUCAUUCGCUUAGUUGCAUGUGCUUGCUUGCUUGCUUGCUCUUGUCCGAUUUUAGUAUCUUUUUCGCGGUCUCCAUCGAAAUCCUGCCUCUUUGUCGUUUGCGCCUUGACUCCGGCUUGAUCGACCGUCAAAACACGAAUCGUUGAUGCGCAUCGCCCCUCCGUUUGGCUUCUGUCUGUCAAUCACCUAAACGCAUACGACAAAAAACGCCGCUGUGUUAUGCUCUGCCACAUCGUCACACGCUGCAAACAGAAGACAUAGCCACUAUGGUUUUGUUAGAUUGAUUGAAUUUCGAAACCAUCAUCUUUUCCUUCACUGCUUGCAGCGUCCCUGCAUCCUGCAUGGCCGAGAAUCCUUCUGCGACGACUUCUCCCGCUACACGUACCGUCCCUGUUCUGCCGCCGCCCGCCCAUAGUUUGACAUCCAUCUCGUCAUUUAUGCGCUGCUACUGCUGCUCCCCGCACACCCUAGCCUUAGCCGGCACCAGGCCCCAAGCUGCACACACUCCUUUCGACUUUCCGCUACCAUACCAGAAAUUGCAGCAACAAAUUACCUAGCAGAGAAGCAAGGAAAAGCCGUUCCAGGGUGGACAGCUUUAAAAAAAAAAAUUCAAACAAAAAACAACACCCAUUACAAAGUGGCUUUAACAGGCUACAAAACGUGCAUACCUAGCCAUCUCGCACAACCACGCCACUUCAAUUUGGUUUCGCCUUCCAAGUUGCCAGCCCGAAAUAAUCCACGGUACUGCGACGAGCUAGAAAAAAAACACUAAUCAUACCAGUCGACACCGAAACGACCGACUAAAUAGACCUACGGGAAAACAACAGCAUCGACGGCCGCGAACAUUCCAGUUCGUCUACUCGCACAGAAAUCAACAAACCCAGACACUACGUCACGCCCACACGCACGACCGAAAACAACAGACGAACCAGGCAGAGUGCAUCAAUUCUCGAAAACUCACGAAGGAAAACGCGGUUACGUCCAUCACGGCCGCUCCUCUCACCCAUCAUUUUAUGGUUUUGAGUCGCAGCGGUCACCAUGACAGCUCCACGACCAAACUUCAUUGACCUGCGAUCGCAGUCGCAGGUCUCCAUUCCCCGACCGCUCAAGUCCCCUCGAGUUCACGUCGCCGGCGAGGCGCCCCCAGAGCUAUCUCCACUCGAUGCAUUUGCGCUGCACAGUCGGAUGCUCGCAAAGCAACUAGAGCAAAGCGCAAAAGCAGACAAAAGAAUCAGCAGGUUACCACCGUUGACCACCGAGAGUCCGCUCGUCGUGCAGGCCAGGUCGGAGUAUUUCAGGUCCAUGUCCCAGGAUUCCAGUUCGGACUAUGGCGAUUCACCUGAACAUCCGCCCCUGCAGCCACCGGCUGGGUUCGGAAGCCAUGCGGAGAUAGAAGAGCACUUGAACCGGCCUAUGUCGAUGCACCCACGCAUGAGUCGCAUCCCGCCGACUCCUGAUGAACCGAUGCCUAUGCCCGGCAAUGCCAACCAAAUGCGCGGAAGAUUGCCGGAGACGGUCCAGGAGGAUGAAGGCUUCUUCGGGGCCAGGAGAGAACGUUCGCCAUCGCCAAUGGGCAGCGUCCGUAGUCGAAACAAGACACCAGAGCCGGUGUCUCCGCUCAGGGAAACCGAACACAGACAGUCGCCAUCUCAGGCCUCCUCGAUGCGCAGUUUUUCUUUCUCCCAAUCCCCAGAGAAGCUGAGGCAAACAGUUUCAAAUGACAUGCACGGCCUUGCGCCACCGCGUGCUCUGUUUCCUAAUAGGUCACCAAGUACAAUAUCAGCUUCGUCUGAGGUGGCAGACGAUGAUAGACUCAGCGCAUCGUCUGCUUUCUCGCCAAUGCACUCACAUGCGUUACGAAAAUUUUCAACCAGCAGCGGAGGCCUUGCUUCGCCAUCUGUCGGCUCAUUCCAUAGGUCACCCUCAAUCGCGUCGGAUAUGUCUGCACCUCUACCCAGGCCGUCGUUCAACUUCUCUAGGCCUCUCAGUAGAGCUGGGACACCCAGUUUCGAACCGCCAGUCCGCCAGCAGUCAUCCGACAGUCAUGGAUCGUUCGUCUUUGCUGACGACACUGCGCAUACUCCAGUAAGCCUUCACAGCGAAGGUUUCCCGGACUCUACCACUGAAGGCCCUGGAGCACCAUCAUAUAUCUACUCCAAAUAUUCACUUCCUAGGGGAAAGAUGCUGCAGAGGUCUACACCCUUUGAACCCCAGACGCAAGAAAGCAUGCUUGCUAUCGGACACGCACCUCCAUCACCACCGACGCGACCAUCAAGUUCCUCGAGUGGCAUGCCCCGGCAGUCAUUAGAACGAAGCAAACUUAGCGCCGAAGUCCUCCGGCCGACGAUGCAACCCUCUCCCAACUCCAGCCGACCAUCGACAGAUGGUGGCCGAUCGUCAGAGGACGGUCCUCGUGGCCGAACGCUCGCCGUUAAGCAGACCGCAGCCUCGAUAGCAACGAGUGACUCGGCUAGCACGGUCAAGCCUACAAGGUCCCUCCACUCACUGGCAUCGGCGGCCGACAUUCCUGCGGAGGAGCACGUGACCAAAGCUAUUGAGCUGCAUCAGGAAGGCAAACUCAACGAGUCGACGUACCACCUGAGGCAUGCAGCGCGCCAGGGGCAUCCGACGGGGAUGUUGCUGUUCGCACUGGCAUGUAGGCAUGGGUGGGGAAUGCGAGCCAAUCCCAAGGAAGGUGUCGAGUGGCUUCGCAAGGCCGCCGAGUGCGCCGGAUUGGAGGUGGCUGACGACGAGGGCCAGGUUCAAGAAGGGAAGAGGGUCGACUUCCUGGAGAACAAGACGAGAAAGGCACAGUUCGCCCUCAGCAUAUACGAACUGGGCGUCAGCCACAUGAAUGGCUGGGGAAUUGACCAGGAUAAGGCACUUGCUUUGAGGUGUUUCGAGAUUGCCGGCACAUGGGGAGAUGUCGACGCGCUCGCCGAAGCAGGAUUUUGCUAUGCACAGGGCAUUGGGUGCAAAAAGAACCUGAAGAAGAGCGCAAAGUUCUACCGCAUGGCCGAGGCAAAGGGGAUGAACAUGGUUGGCAACAGCUGGAUUCACAAGUCAAAGUACGAUGACGACGGCAGCACGGAAGCAACUUCGCCAAAAUCGACAAAAUCAGCAAAAUCAGACAUGAAGGCCCGGUCAAAGUCCAGGACACGCACGGGGCUUUUUGGCAAGAGGAAUAAAGCGCAGCCAGUGGAAUAAACAGCGACAGACGCCAACACCCUUCUGCCUCCUUCAUGUGGCUCAUGAUGAAGCCACAGAAAUAUGCACAUAGUAAUGAUGGAGAAACAGAACGGCGCCUAGAAGAAGGCUUCCGGCCAGCAAGGAAACAGUACAUAUUUUGAUUGCUGUUGUCGGAGCCCUCUUGUUACGAUAUGAUGACACAAGCAAAAAAUUCGAUUCUUUCAUACGCUAGCCAUAUUCAUAUUUUUAUUUGUCUUCAUACCCCCGGAUUGCAAGUCUCUUGUCUCUUGGUUUGUCUUGCGUUUCAUGACGUGCUGGCUGUACGGUUAUUUGUGAUUGAAGGAUCGUAAUUCGAACAUGGAUAUUUGGGAUGCAACAGGGGAAAAUGUAUAUGUUUCUGUAUUCCAAGCAGAAGAUGCGGUCAUGGAAACGGUACCAUCGGGGUUUCCCAUGAAAACCCUGUGAAAUAAAAUCACAAUGCGCGGAGAUAAGGCACAUUAAGUGAAUGGAUUUGCCUUUUGAUUCUUGUCUGGCUUCUAAUCUCUUUGGGACUCCGAACCUGUUUUGACGCCAUGCUUGAUACUUUGUUGUUCUUUGAGUCGUUUCAUAACGCCGCCAGAAGCAUACUUUGAAGAAAGCAACAAUCUAAUUACCUAGUAAACAAAAC
Pyricularia oryzae 70-15 is the source of this 4087-nucleotide messenger RNA. RefSeq lists its product as uncharacterized. Bases 1270 to 3438 code for a protein of 722 amino acids. The transcript has 2 exons. Lineage: Eukaryota; Fungi; Ascomycota; Sordariomycetes; Magnaporthales; Pyriculariaceae. The record is from RefSeq and is a predicted model, not a curated record. Gene Ontology annotation, molecular function: protein binding.